Messenger RNA from Lagopus muta (rock ptarmigan), 1058 nucleotides. RefSeq names its product fibroblast growth factor 8 (gene FGF8). Gene Ontology annotation, biological process: positive regulation of gene expression; heart morphogenesis; positive regulation of protein phosphorylation. Gene Ontology annotation, molecular function: type 2 fibroblast growth factor receptor binding; type 1 fibroblast growth factor receptor binding; growth factor activity. The coding region runs from base 48 to 692 and encodes 214 amino acids. The record is from RefSeq and is a predicted model, not a curated record. The transcript has 5 exons. NCBI's taxonomy places the organism in Eukaryota, Metazoa, Chordata, Aves, Galliformes, Phasianidae. Gene Ontology annotation, cellular component: cytoplasm.
CAACCCCGCCGCCGGGCUCCGGGCUGCCGGCCCCGCAGCGCUCCGCGAUGGACCCCUGCUCCUCACUCUUCAGCUACGUGUUCAUGCACUUGUUCGUCCUCUGCCUGCAAGCCCAGGUAACUGUUCAGUCCCCACCUAAUUUUACACAGCAUGUGAGGGAGCAGAGCCUGGUGACAGAUCAGCUCAGCCGGCGGCUCGUGCGCACCUACCAGCUGUACAGCCGGACCAGUGGGAAGCACGUGCAGAUCUUGGACAACAAGAAAAUCAAUGCGAUGGCUGAGGACGGGGACGUGCACGCCAAGCUCAUCGUCGAGACCGACACCUUUGGGAGCCGCGUGCGCAUCAAGGGGGCGGCCACGGGGUUCUACAUCUGCAUGAACAAGAAGGGGAAGCUGAUCGGCAAGAGUAACGGCAAAGGCAAGGACUGCGUCUUCACCGAGAUCGUGCUGGAGAACAACUACACGGCGCUGCAGAACGCCAAGUACGAGGGCUGGUACAUGGCCUUCACCCGCAAGGGCCGCCCGCGCAAGGGCUCCAAGACCCGGCAGCACCAACGCGAGGUGCACUUCAUGAAGCGGCUCCCCAAGGGCCACCAGACCACCGAGCCCCACCGGCGCUUCGAGUUCCUCAACUACCCCUUCAACCGCAGGAGCAAAAGGACUCGAAACUCCAGCGCCAGGGUGCGCCCGUGACGCGUGCCCUCGUGGACUGGCAUAGGGACUGUGAUAGGGUUCUUAAAGGAAAAGAAAGAAAGCAACAGCGGGGGAUGGGGGGAGGAUAAAAGAACUACGCUACUAGUUGUUGAUGAUUUGGGGGUGGCUCUGUUUUUACAAAAAAAAAAAAGAUAAAAAAAAAGAAGAAAGAGGCUCUAUUUUUGUACUCCAACUUUACAAGAGAUGAGAUGUUCAAAGACUGCUGAAGGGGGGAAGAGCCCUUCGCUUAGAAAUGUUUUAGUGUUUGGGGUCGUGUUUUGGUUUGUACUUUUUUAUUUUUUUCUUUUUGGUAGCUCUAGGGGGGAAAAUCCUCACUUAAAACAAACAAGAAAAAAAAAGAAGAGA